AUGUGUGGGCAGGAAGCCGACUCACCAAGCCUGGGUGGCGUUGCCCUGCGGGGCUCGUGGAGCCUGGCGAUCGUGAUUACGCGCUGUGCUGCUUCUCUUGCCAGUAGCUGUCAGCAUUGUUGCGGUUGCGAGUGGGUUGAUUCUGAUUGUGAUUUUGCGCAAGUAGAUCAGACACCAGUGGUUCCUACGAGCACGGCAGCCAGGCGCGCAACAAUAGCCUCUCUGUCAGAGACUCUGCCCGGCGAUCAGAGCCCAAAUACCAAGUGGUCCUCCCUGGAGAGCUCGCGCCCACUCAGGCUGGGGAGCUCCGCCCCAGUCUGCAUACCUCACAGCGGCCACCUGCGGUUGCGGACACACGAGGGAUUGUCAGAAGUAGAAGAGGAGGAACAGGACCAGCCAAAAGCCACCACUUUCGUUCCACCCCACUUGAUGGUGGACAAGCCAGCCAUUCAAUUCUCGCUGCACGGAAGUACUGCUGAAAAGAAAGCCAAAUUGAGGGCCAGGAACACGAUUCUGCAGAUGACUGGCUUCCUGGAGCCAGCAAAGUCUGAAGACAAGGCUUGGAACCAUGGAACGGAAAGAGCGAUCAAGGCCCCAGGAGCACUGGCCAGAGAGUUCGGCGCGAGCAAAUGUGAGCCUUUAGAAAGUGAGCAAGGUUGA
Ostreobium quekettii is the source of this 660-nucleotide messenger RNA. Lineage: Eukaryota; Viridiplantae; Chlorophyta; Ulvophyceae; Bryopsidales; Ostreobiaceae. The record is from the annotation of a GenBank genome assembly.